UCAGCUCUAGUGUCAAACGCAUGUCAAACUGCUAAAUAUUUUCAUUUCCAUUACGUAAAGCUGUCAAAAUUCGAAGCAAAAUAUUAGUCGCAUUUUAAUAAUAAGAUGUUACGUACAGCAAUAACUUCGUGUAAAGACACCGUUAGUGUCCCAAAUUUAGCAAAAAUUGUGACUGGAAGCUUCGGACCGCCGGUGCGGAAUCAGUCAACACAAGCAGAAGUAGCUCCGGCCAAUCGACCUUAUUCUCCCUUUCAAAAAACAAGUAACUUAGCAGAAUACUCAUUAGCUCGUCUAGAUGACCUGCUCAAUUGGGGCCGUAAGGGCUCUAUGUGGCCGCUCACCUUCGGUCUUGCUUGUUGUGCGGUGGAAAUGAUGCACAUUGCUGCACCUAGAUAUGACAUGGACAGAUUUGGAGUUGUAUUCAGAGCGUCACCAAGACAGGCAGAUGUGAUCAUUAUUGCAGGUACUCUCACGAAUAAGAUGGCACCAGCGCUUAGAAAAGUUUACGAUCAAAUGCCUGAGCCUAGAUGGGUUAUUUCUAUGGGAAGUUGUGCGAAUGGUGGUGGUUACUACCAUUAUUCUUAUUCAGUUGUCAGGGGUUGCGAUAGAAUUAUUCCUGUCGAUAUUUAUGUGCCAGGGUGUCCUCCCACUGCUGAGGCGUUACUCUAUGGUGUUUUGCAGCUGCAGAAGAAAGUGAAGAGACACAAUGCUUUGCAGAUGUGGUACAGGAAGUAAUUUAGUAGGAUUAUUAAAAGUAUGUUAAGAGUAAAACACGUUGUAAAUAUAAGUAACAAAGCGAGUUACUGUAAUUUAAAACGACAAAAAUACAAAGAAAAAGAAAACGUUAAA
Zophobas morio is the source of this 849-nucleotide messenger RNA. Its product is annotated as NADH-quinone oxidoreductase subunit B 2-like. Gene Ontology annotation, molecular function: quinone binding; 4 iron, 4 sulfur cluster binding; NADH dehydrogenase (ubiquinone) activity. Lineage: Eukaryota; Metazoa; Arthropoda; Insecta; Coleoptera; Tenebrionidae. Bases 106 to 735 code for a protein of 209 amino acids. The record is from RefSeq and is a predicted model, not a curated record. Gene Ontology annotation, biological process: aerobic respiration; mitochondrial respiratory chain complex I assembly; electron transport coupled proton transport. The transcript is spliced from 3 exons.